Molecule: messenger RNA, 1320 nt
Organism: Gloeophyllum trabeum ATCC 11539
Lineage: Eukaryota; Fungi; Basidiomycota; Agaricomycetes; Gloeophyllales; Gloeophyllaceae
Exons: 4
Coding region: 1-1320 (439 amino acids)
Source: RefSeq, a predicted model, not a curated record
AUGAAUUUCUGGCAAAAUGCAGAUUAUGUGACCCUGCACACUAUCGGCCCAAACGAUCGUAGCUGGCCUGAGCCAGUCCGUAGUCUGAGUGACCGGCUGGAAGAACCCCUUCCCCGGUGGGUGUACCAGGGACCACAUCCUUGCGUAGCUCCCUUCGCACGAAGUCUCUCUGCUGAACUGCUUCAGAGACGCUCUCUUCUCUCUGGCACCACCGACUCUGAAUGCUAUGACGCUCCCGACGAUGAUCUUUCGCGUCUGUUUGACGCUGCCAUUUCUGCGACGGCAACGGCGAGGUCCCUGCUGCUGGCAGAAUCUGAGAGACCCUGCGCGUCCAACUCUAAAGAAUUUCUGCUGGCGGGUCUGGUUUCCCACGUUGUCACUCUAACUGCCCCUCAGGCUUUGGUACUGGAACGUCCAUCGUUUGUGCUCCCUCGACAUCCAAAAACGCUCUGGAAUCCUCUACGAAAAUACAUGAAGACUACGUCGACCGCUACCCUACUGGUUGGGUGUAUCCCCGAGGGCUUCCGUGCCCGACUGGGAGAAGGCGAAGAAGGCGAGACCACCACUAGCGGCGUCGACGAGAGUCCAUGCGACUUGAGGGAAUACCCACCACGUCGAAUGACAAUGGAGGAGUUUAUCAAUGGAAGAUACUACGACGACGAGUCGGAAUCGGACUCUUCUGACGGUGGCUCCGGCGACAAGACAAGCUGUGUGCCGGAUGAGGCUCCAAUGAAUGACUCAGACGAGAAGGACGAAGAUCCCUUUUUGGCCCUCCAUAUGCUCGCUACUCCUUCGCCCUGGGACACACCAGUAAUCCCUGCGAUCUGUAUGGCCGGACCAGGGGAAAUAUACGCCCUCAUGGCGAGCACACUUUACCAGCGCCGCGUGUGGCGUGUUCAAGAACCCUUGAUUGGCCUCAUGUUUCCUCCCACCGGGACCGCCGCGCAACUCAUCUUCGGAUGGCUAGAAGAUGAUGAAUCCAUCGAAGACGCUCUGCCGAGCGUGCAUCUUGCAUUUCAGGAUGCCACGCUCAACGCUUCGGCCCAGACGGUAUUUGAUAUCUGUGAUCCAGGCUCGACCCUCAAGUUAUGCCUGCUUUUGUCGAAUCUCACUCGGACCUACAUCGACCAUUUACGGCAGACGGCGUCUGAUAGCCUGGAUGGUGUCCUUGAAGGGGCAAAGAAGGGGCAUUCACUACGCUGGCGAUUGGAUCUGACGCGCGACGAGUCAGAAGACGAUGGUUGGCGCUCAACAGAAGGAAGGAUCACAGCGUGGGCACGCGAAGUCGCAAUCCUCAUGCAGGUACCCAAAAAUGCGUAA